AUGCUUCCGAAGAAUAAGCUGUCUGACAUAUGCACGGCCAUUACGCUGGAAAAGGCCAAAGAAAACUUAACGAAUGAAUACAAACUGGGAAAUGAAAAAAAUCGAAGUAAAGAGCAGCGUACACAGUUGGUGGACGCAGAAAAGGGAGAGGAGAUUUCCCCCCAAGACGAAAACAGCGACGAGGAGGAAAUCCGGAAAUGGAGGGAGAAGCGACUUACGCAACUUAAAAAAAAACAGGAAUUGAAGAAAGACGGCGUUUACCUCGAAAUAUGUGAAAAGGACUUCAUACCCACCGUCCUUAAAAACAGCAACGUGGUUUGCCACUUUUACGAUAACUCCUUCAAGCGCUGCGACAUUUUACACGGCCAUUUGAUCAAGCUGGCCAACAUACACCUUGCCACGAAAUUUAUCAAAGUGGAAGCCAAAAAUUGCCUAUUUUUUAUGAACAAAUUAAAUAUAAAAAUUUUGCCCAGCUUAUGUUUAUUCAUCAACGGAGUUCUCCUAAAAACCUGCGUUGGAUUUGAAGACUUUGGAAAUAAGGACACGUUCAAAACGAAGGACCUGGAGGAGUAUUUGUUCAAGAAGAAGCUCAUCAGCAAUAUGGAAUACAGCGACGACGAUGAAGAAGAAGAAACUUAA
Molecule: messenger RNA, 639 nt
Organism: Plasmodium coatneyi
Lineage: Eukaryota; Apicomplexa; Aconoidasida; Haemosporida; Plasmodiidae
Exons: 8
Coding region: 1-639 (212 amino acids)
Cellular component (GO): cytoplasm
Source: RefSeq, a predicted model, not a curated record